AUAUGAAUCCAACGGUCACUUUAAGGAAUGCACCGCGAGCCGCAGAUUAACGGUCAAAAAAUGUGGCUUCGUGGGAAAGGCGGUUAAGUCUCGUUGACACGGAUAUGAGAGAUUUUCCAGGAGUAUCUCUCUUCGCUACAAAGAACCAAAACACGAGAAUGGUGCGGCGAUGGAGUCUCUAUUAAUAAAACCCCCUUUUUGUUCCCUCUUUUAUAGAGAAUGCAGUAGAUAUUGACUUUAAAACCACCCACCAUUUACCAGUGAAAUUACUGGGAAUUUCCUUCUUGGAAGUCAUGUUCUUGGACAUGUUUUCCGUAGCCUAAUAAAUACAUUGUGAUGUCCGUGCUUGGAGAUGGAAAUCUUGUUGCAUGCUUGGCCGAUUGAAACCAAACAAUGGAGAACCAUAAGAAUCCGAUUGUUCGAAUCCAUUCCCAUGUUGAGAUGGCACCACUAGAGGACAGGGCAGUUCUGGAUUUACAGGAUGAGAGUCUUGAUAGUCCUGAAUCAAUUGCUAGACAUCAACAUUAUAAUAUGAAUACCGUUGAUUCUCAAGAUGGUUGUGUCACUUACAUCAGAAAGAAUAGUGUGUUAAAUAGCAUAAAGAUUGUAGUAUUCUCAACCAAACUCAACUUACUUAUUCCUUUCGGACCUCUAGCAAUCUUGGUGGACAAAUUCAUUGGUAAUCAUGGUUGGGUCUUUGUGUUGAGCUUAUUGGGCAUCAUACCUAUGGCUGAGCGUCUGGGCUUUACUACAGAGCAGCUGGCAUUUUUUACUGGACCAACAGGUAUUUCGUCUUUCGCCAUUGCUAACCAGCAACCUCUAUUAAAUUUUUGUUAUUUUAAUAUUAUUGGAGGUCUUUUGAAUGCUACUUUUGGAAAUGCAACAGAAUUGAUAAUAUCAAUUUUAGCAUUAAGAAAUGGCAUGAUGCGUGUUGUUCAGCAGUCGUUACUUGGGUCAAUUUUGUCCAAUAUGCUGCUAGUCCUUGGAUGUGCAUUCUUCAGUGGUGGACUUGUAGUUAGAAAGAGAGAACAAGUGUUUAAUAAGGCAGCUGCUGGAGUGAACUGUGGAUUGCUCUUGAUGGCAGUCAUGGGCCUCCUGUUUCCUGCUGUCCUCCAUGCCACACACACAGAAGUGCAUUUUGGGAAGUCUGAGUUGGCUCUUUCUAGGUUUAGUAGCUGUGUCAUGCUUGUGGCCUAUGCUGCCUUUCUACAUUUCCAGCUGAGAAAACAGGACACAUUAUAUGUUUCAGUUGACGAGAAUCCAAGUCAAAUAAAUACAGACGAUGAAGAGGAUCCUGAGAUCUCGAAAUGGGAAUCAAUAAUAUGGCUCUCUCUUAUUACUUCAUGGAUCUCAGUCCUCUCAGAGUACCUAGUUGAUGCCAUUGAGGGAGCUUCUGUUUCUUUGAAGAUGCCAAUGGCAUUCAUUAGUGUUAUUCUGCUCCCUAUUGUUGGAAAUGCAGCAGAGCAUGCGAGUGCGAUUGUUUUUGCUAUGAAGGACAGGCUUGACAUAUCUUUGGGUGUGGCAAUAGGUUCAUCUACACAGAUAUCCAUGUUUGGGGUCCCCUUUUGCGUGGUCAUUGGGUGGAUCAUGGGGCAUCCCAUGGACCUAAAUUUUCAACUCUUUGAAACUGCCACACUUUUCAUUACUGUUCUAGUGGUAGCCUUCAUGCUCCAGGAGGGGACCUCUAAUUACUUCAAAGGAUUAAUGCUCAUUUUCUGCUACCUGAUAGUCGCUGCAAGUUUCUUUGUACAUAUAGACCCUACUUCAGUAGAAGAUGAACCCGGAAAACCAAGUGGAUGAAGAGAAUGGAUCAAUGUGGUAGAUAGCUGAACCGUGAGCGCUGUUCGAUGUACAGAAGACUUGGUUCUGGUCUAGACCUCCCUCUGAGUCUGAGUCCAUCGAGAGUGGCAGAUUCAGCUCAGGUGUUGUAAUAUGCUCAAAUUGACAAGAUUCUAUGUGAAGAAGCUUUAUUAGAUCAAUUGUUGAACCCAUUGGGAUCAGUCUCAAAUCACUUACAGUAGCAAUUGUUAAUAAAAUAAGAGACAAGACUAACCUUAUUAU
Messenger RNA from Tripterygium wilfordii, 2061 nucleotides. RefSeq names its product vacuolar cation/proton exchanger 3-like. Lineage: Eukaryota; Viridiplantae; Streptophyta; Magnoliopsida; Celastrales; Celastraceae. Gene Ontology annotation, biological process: intracellular calcium ion homeostasis; calcium ion transmembrane transport. Gene Ontology annotation, molecular function: calcium:proton antiporter activity. Bases 394 to 1800 code for a protein of 468 amino acids. Gene Ontology annotation, cellular component: plant-type vacuole membrane. The record is from RefSeq and is a predicted model, not a curated record. The transcript has 14 exons.